Molecule: messenger RNA, 2506 nt
Organism: Salvelinus fontinalis (brook trout)
Lineage: Eukaryota; Metazoa; Chordata; Actinopteri; Salmoniformes; Salmonidae
Product: proteoglycan 4-like
Exons: 2
Coding region: 168-1937 (589 amino acids)
Source: RefSeq, a predicted model, not a curated record
AAAAGCACAGUCCUAGAUUGCACCCCAGGGAGCGAGGAGGACUUUGGUGCAGCUUUCAGUCGCAAGAUUCUUUCUAUUAUCAGUCCAUGCUCAGUCUUGCAAGGGAAUACAUCAGUUCCUCGACUCUCCUUACCGUUUGGGUUUAAGGCAGAAAUCCAGGAGACACCAUGGGAGGCAAGCUGAGCAAGAGGAAGAAGGGGUACGAUGUCAGCGACCCAAAGGACAAGAAGGAGGAGAUUACUGUGGCUGCUGUGAGUGCCGUUGAGGCCGUGGCCCAUGCCGUGGAGAGCAAAGCACCAGCUCCGGUCGCUGAGUUGGCAGCGAAGACUGCUCCUAAGGUGUCUGCUGCGGUAGAGGGAGCAGUGGAGUCGGCAGCGGUAACCAUCACAGAAGCGACAGAAGAGGCCCUGUCAGCUAUAGAGGCUGUGGCCAAGGGGGCCACCGCCGAGCCAGCGGCUGUACCAGAUGAACCUGUGGCAGCCCCGGCAGAACCAGCGCCAACAGCAGAAGAGCCAGUGGCUUCAGAAGAACCACCGGCAGCACCAGAGGAGCCAGCACCAGCUGCAGCACCAGAAGAACCUGCAGCCCCAGAAGAGCCAGUGUCAGCACCGGAACAACCUGCAGCAGUAGCAGAGGAACCAGCCGCAGCUCCAGAAGAGCCAGUGUCAGCACUGGAAGAACCUGCAGCAGCUGAGGAACCAGCAGCAUCCCCAGAGGAACCUGUAACAGCACCAGAUAAAACAGAGGCACCGGAAGAACCAGCGGCACUAGACGAAACAGUGGCUGCACCAAAAGAGCCUGCCGUGGAAGAGCCUGUACCAGAAGAGCCUGCGGCAGCACCAAAAGAACCUGCACCAGAAGAGCCUGCGGCAGCACCAAAAGAACCUGCACCAGAAGAGCCUGCGGCAGCCCCAAAAGGGCCUGCAGUGGAAGAGCCUGCACCAGAAGAGCCUGCGGCAGCACCAAAAGAGCCUGCACCAGAAGAGCCUGCGGCAGCACCAAAAGAGCCUGCACCAGAAAAGCAUGAUGCAGCACCAAAAGAGCCUGCACCAGAAGAGCCUGCGGCAGCACCAAAAGAGCCUGCACCAGAAAAGCAUGAUGCAGCACCAAAAGCGCCUGCACCAGAAGAGCCUGCGGCAGCACCAAAAGAGCCUGCACCAGAAGAGCCUGCGGCAGCCUCUGUGGAACUAUCCGCAGCACCAGAAAAGGAUGCUGAGGCUACAGAACAAGCCACAGAAGUGGCAGACACUACAGAACCUAAGCCUGCUGCUCCAGAGCCUGAAACAGAGACUGUUACAGGGGAGGCCCCAGAACCUGAGGCUGUGCCCGAGGCACCAGUAGAGGCAGAAGCAGCUUCACCCGCACUGGAGGAGGAGCCUACAACAGUUGCAGAAGCUGUGUCAGAGUCAGCCACAGAGGCAGCCGCAGAGCCAGAGGCAGCCGCAGAACCAGGAUCCGUCCUAGAACCAGCCGCUAAAGAGCUCCCCCUACCUGUAGAAGAAUCCGUAGCAGAGCUUGAACCUGAAGCUGCUGAUGCAGUAACAGAGGCAGCAGAGCCAGAGGCUGCCGACGUUGCAGAACCCAUCCCGGAGAUCAUCAUUUCAGAAUCUGCUGCACCUGCUGCUGCAGAGGAGGCCAACGCUGUGCCACAGGAGGCUGUGCUGGACAACAGGGAAGUUGUUUCCGCAGAGGAGGCUACUGCUGAGCCUUCUGCCCCUGAGGUCAAUGGGGAGUGUCAGGAGCAGGCGGCCGAGCCGGCUGCCGUGUCUGCCCCGGAGCCACAGCAAAAGGAAUGUGUCAAUGGCAUUGACAAACCAGAGCAUGCCGUUGAGGUGCAAAUUGACUGUGAAUUAAAAAAGGACUUGAACCUGACUGGCGACAUCCAGAUUCCUGAGGCAAUCGGUGAGGCAAUAAGUCAGGCUAUUGACUUGGUCUGAAGCUAAUAUAAAUGUGUCCCUAAAGUCCCUAAUGAUCCGAAAAAACCUCCAACACAAGCUUCUGAAGAUAAAUCUAAAAAUGUUUGUUGUGGCAAAGGAGUUUCCGGUUAACUAAAAUGAAAUACAACCACUCAAGUGUAGAGAGGGGGAGUGAGGUACAUGUAGGAAGAGAUGUGAGACAUGGAUGCAGUGUUGAGUCUUUGUGCCCCACACGUCAUUGCAGAGGGGCAGCCUGUGUUUGCAGCAUUUGUGGUGAGAUGAAAGCCAGCAAAAUUUGAGGGAUGAGUAUAGGAAAACCGGGGAAAAAAACUGGACAACAGAGAAAAUUGACAUUGGAAAUUUGGAAUGGAAUGAGUAGUCUUGUCUUUGUGUGUGAGCCUGAUGAACAUUAAAAAUGGUUUAUCAGAAUAGCAUUCAAUAGUGAUCUAAUUUAGACUUUCACAUAUCCUUUCCUUAACUAUAUGAAAAAAUAAUGGAUGAAAAGUUUUGGGCUUUUAUAAUGGGGCAAACAGUAAGGAAUGUUCAUUGAUGGCUUGGAAUGGAGAAUAAAACAAGACUGUUAUACCUGA